GGCUGCUACUCUGAAACCUGUAUUUGCUUGUUACGCAGUUCCCUUAGCUGUACACAGAGAAGCAGUCCUGGGGAGGAAAUUAGUAAAAAGUCCCUACGAUUAUUUUAAAGGAUUUUCUCUAUAAACUAGAAGAACAUUUUGAAGAUGCAGAAGGUUAGAAGGGUAAUUUGAAUCUUCAUGGAGACUUGGUUUUGUUGGUGAUUUGUCUGAUAUGGACAUGUGGAUAUGGAACUAAUGGAAUUCACAAACUCAUUGUAUUUGUACCGUUGAACAGCUAUCACCAGGUCUCUGAUCAAAAUGAAUGUCAUUAAAAGACUUUCUGCUUCAUAUCUGAGGAAAAGCAAGAUGCAGCAGAGGUGCCAAAGUAACAGACGACCAACUGCUCCACUUGGGUCACGGAUUUUAACUGAUCCUACUAAAGUUUUUGAACAUAACAUGUGGGACCACAUGCAGUGGUCACAAGAGGAAGAAGAAAGAGCCAGAGAAAAAGCAACAGAGAACUCGCUUGUGCGAGUUCAACCGGAAGAUCAAGACAAAUAUGAAAGAGAAGCUAGUAAAUACUGGAAUGAAUUUUACAAGACUCACAAGAAUAACUUUUUCAAGGAUCGUAACUGGCUGUUUCUGGAGUUUCCAGAAAUUCUUCCAAAAGGAAGGAAAGAUCAGAUGAAUAAAGAAGAAAAAUCUUGUUGUCAUGUAAAACUGAAUGCUACAAACAAUUGCACAAAUGUGGGCUUUCCUGGAACGUUUGAAGAAGGCAAAGAUUAUUGUCAGAACAAUUUGGCGGAUGGUCUAACUUCUGUGCAAGGACACGCAUACAACAAAAGCCAAGCAGAACCUGUUACUGACAACAAACAUGUUAAGAACUGUGAACAAGAAUCUGUGAAGCAAGAAUCCUUUCCUGGCAAUGGUGCUACCUACAGAAUACUAGAGGUUGGUUGUGGUGCUGGAAACAGUGCUUUUCCUAUUUUGAAAGUUAUAUGCAAUACCCCAGGAGCCUUUCUGUACUGCUGUGAUUUUGCGCUGGGAGCAGUGGAGCUAGUAAAGUCACACUUGUCCUACAAUUCAGCCUGGUGUUCUGCCUUUGUUCAUGAUGUGUGUGAUGAUUCCUUACCCUACCCUUUUCCAGAUGAGAUCCUGGAUGUCAUUCUCCUUGUCUUUGUGCUCUCUGCCAUUCAUCCUGACAGGAUGCAAGGAGUUGUAAGUAGACUGACCAGAUUAUUGAAACCUGGAGGGAUGUUGUUAUUUCGAGACUACGGAAGAUAUGAUUCAUCUCAGCUUCGUUUUAAAAAAGGCCGCUGUUUGUCAGAGAAUUUUUAUGUACGAGGAGACGGUACCAGAGUUUAUUUCUUUACAGAAGAUGAGGUCCACAACAUGUUUACCCUGGCUGGGUUAGUUGAAGUGCAGAAUCUAGUUGAUCGACGAUUACAAGUCAACAGGAAGAAAAAAGUGAAAAUGCAGCGAGUUUGGAUACAAGGCAAGUUCCAAAAACCAUUUCAGCCACCUCAGAAUAGCCACCAAUCGGCACCCUCAUAGCUAAAUAUAUAGUAUUCCCCAGAGACCAAAACAAGUGAGUGCACAUAUAUUUCCUGUGGAUCCUGUGUUAACUGCUGAAAAGGCAGGAAAAAUGUUGAACUGAAAGCAUUUUCUUAAAAAAAGUGUACUUUGUUGUUGUUAAGAAGUGAUGUGGAAAAUGUCUCUUGUCUUGCCUGUAUACAUAAUAAAAUGGCUGUGCACUAACCUA
This is a messenger RNA of Dermochelys coriacea (leatherback sea turtle), 1741 nucleotides long. RefSeq names its product methyltransferase 8, methylcytidine (gene METTL8). NCBI's taxonomy places the organism in Eukaryota, Metazoa, Chordata, Testudines, Dermochelyidae. Gene Ontology annotation, molecular function: tRNA (cytidine-N3)-methyltransferase activity. The transcript has 11 exons. The record is from RefSeq and is a predicted model, not a curated record. The coding region runs from base 298 to 1533 and encodes 411 amino acids.